AUGGUCUGGCUGCCGUGGAACGCAGGCCGAGCCCUCUGUGGCUUGCCAGCAGCGACCGAGAAAGUACCAGCCCAGCCGCAGCUCACGCAGGAUCCGAAGUCGCUUGUGCAUUACAAGACGCCAGGCGUUGCACCUCCCUCUGCGCGCGUCGAUCAUGGCCUUCGAGAGCUGGAGCGCCCCCGCCUCAGCAUAUGGCAGUGGUGGAGGUACCCAGCCCUAGUGGCGUACAAGACUACCGAGUUGGCGCAGGAGAUGGUGCACUAUACGCUGUGGGGGCCGCGCAAGCCGUCGUGGGGCAUCGAGAUGACGCUCAUCAACGCGCUUAUGCGGGGCGCGGCGCAACAUAGUGCGCUGGUGGACAUCGGCGCUAUCCGUAUGGUCUUGAGCCUCGCUGGGAUGGUCCCAAUACCGUCCGACGCGAUCGUGACGCCUGUCAGCUUCCGCGUCAGGCGGCGAGGCCUCCGUGGAAUGCUCGCCGAGUUCGACGUCCUCGAGGACGGCUCCCGUACAUUGUACGGAGAAUGGGUCGUCGGACGGCGAACAUGGCAACGAUUGCAGACCGAAUGGCACGCUGCACGGACAUCCGAGAAAGCGGGUGGCGCAGCACCCUCGAAGCAGAAGAAAGAGACUGUAAUACUGUAUAUCCACGGAGGUGCAUACUAUCUCUCUAGCGCUGCUGGGCAGCGCCUAAUCUCCAUACCCCUUUCGAAGUAUACCGAUUGUCGGGUGUUCGCCAUCGACUACAGGCUAGCACCAGAAACCAAGUUUCCUGGCCCCCUUCAUGACGUUGUCUCCGCGUACUUGCGAUUGGUCGAGGACCUACAAAUCCCUGCAGCCAAUAUUGUCAUCGCUGGAGACAGCGCCGGUGGCGGCCUUACGACGGCACUUCUGCUCUACUUGCGUGACAAUGACUACCCUCUUCCUUCUGGCGCUAUCCUCAUGUCGCCUUGGGUCGACUUGACGAUGAGCUGUGAAUCAUGGGAAACGAAUGCUGUAUACGACGUUGUACCGAUGCCCGAUCGCGAAUCGCACAUGCACCCCGUCGCUUUGUACCUCGGCGAGAACAUUGAGCGUUAUGUCACUCAUCCGUAUGCCAGUCCGCUAUUCGGCGACUUUCAUGGCAUACCACCGCUUCUCAUCCAAGCUGGCGAUUCAGAGGUCCUCCGCGAUGAGAUCACCCUCCUCGCGCACAAAGCUACCCUCGCCGGCGUCAAGGUUCGGCACGAGCUUUACGAGGACGCCGUCCAUAUCUUCCAGACCUAUCCCUUCCUCGAAUCCGCCCACCGCGCCUUCCUCUCCAUGCGUGAGUUCGUCCGCAACGCAGCGCCCGACAGCGAGAAGGGCACUAUUGCGGAAAGCGCCGAGAGGGAGCUGGAGCGCGAGAUGGAGACGAAGGAAACGGCGGUAGUUAGUGGGGAUGGAGUGGAGGAGACGAGGGGUGUGGCUGGGUUGGAGGCCGAGGAAGCGGUGGUGCCCAGUGAAAGCGAGGAUGAUAGGAGCAGCUGGAGGAGGAGCGAUACGCGGUGGUUGGCGGCACCGGAGAGUGAUGAGGAGGGUGAGGAGGAGCCACCGGUCGUACACAUCUCCCGAAAGGACAAGGGCAAGGACAAGGCGAAGAACGAAUGGGUGGAGGAGACCCGGGAGAUCUCGCCCGAGGAGGAAAGGACACCGACGACCCCGCCUCGUCGUCGUCGGGCGGAGACGCUGUCCAAUGGUCAUCUGCGCCGGCUGCAGGGUGCCUUCGCACAUAUGUUCCCUCAACACAACUCGCCACCGCCUGCUCGGCCGUGCUUCUCGAGAGUCAAGUCAUCGUACUCGGCGCUGCCCAAGCGACCUGGGAUGCCUGCAUUUACGGUCGCAGACCACGAGCGCACGGAAGCGCAUCACAUCUCGCGACCUUCAUCGCGGUUAUCGAAUGCUUCGCCGACGUCUUCGCCAACCAUGCCUUCACCUUCUAUACGGCGGAAGAAGGCGAAUUCGAUGUCUGCGAGCCACCCAGAUAUCGCGUCACUGGUAAACAGCUGGAGACAUGACGGGCCAGCGAACGAGACGCUCAUGUUCCAGCCGAUGGGCAGGUGA
Molecule: messenger RNA, 2079 nt
Organism: Schizophyllum commune H4-8
Lineage: Eukaryota; Fungi; Basidiomycota; Agaricomycetes; Agaricales; Schizophyllaceae
Product: alpha/beta-hydrolase
Exons: 7
Coding region: 1-2079 (692 amino acids)
Molecular function (GO): hydrolase activity
Source: RefSeq, a predicted model, not a curated record